This is a messenger RNA of Ostrea edulis (European flat oyster), 5928 nucleotides long. Its product is annotated as cyclin-dependent kinase 14-like. Bases 920 to 2470 code for a protein of 516 amino acids. The transcript has 17 exons. The record is from RefSeq and is a predicted model, not a curated record. Gene Ontology annotation, molecular function: cyclin binding; cyclin-dependent protein serine/threonine kinase activity; ATP binding. NCBI's taxonomy places the organism in Eukaryota, Metazoa, Mollusca, Bivalvia, Ostreida, Ostreidae. Gene Ontology annotation, biological process: protein phosphorylation. Gene Ontology annotation, cellular component: cytoplasm; cytosol; nucleus.
UUUAUAUGAUAUAAAGGAAGUUGAGACAGUUUGCACAUAUAAAGCAUAAACUGUCCCAACUUGAUUUAUAUUAUAUUAUAAAAUAAUCCAUUCCUUAAUUGAAUAAUUUUAAAAAAUGACUAAUAUGUCGCAUUUAAUCUGGAUGAAAUGGUUUUUAUACAAUGAGUCUGAACAAAAAAGCCCAGGGAGCAAACAUGUUUUGGAUACAGUAAUAGAUGGUUAUAAUGGGUACAUGUAAAGAUUCUGUGUUGUGUGAAACUUGUUUCGCAGUCAUGUUUGUUGAUGUUCAGCGAAAUUAUGUAUUCUCUUUAGAGAAGUGGACAGGGUAUGCAAGAAUAGGAGAUUAUGGUGAUUGAACACAGCUUGGCUAGGAAGUGUAAUAAACAUGUAUUAACACAGGCAUCAAAUGAGGUUUUAUCAACAGUAGAAUUACCCUUGGGAUCUAAAUGUCACAGAAAGCCAUAUAUAUACUAAUUCACUCAUCCAGAUAUGUGUCAGCAUUUGCCCAUGCAGUGAUACCAAAGUGACCUUUAGUUAAUAUUCUUCCUAAAUCUGGUCAUUGCACUUUGCAGAAAUUAUCGAAUUGCAUCUUUGAUUAAAUCAAUUUUCAUUCAUGCAAUUGAAGAAGUUACACACACAAAGGAUUAAAUCUAUGUACAUGUAAAAUGUAAUUGUGUAAACAUAUAGCAAAUAUCCUUCUCACAGCAAUAGCAUAAAAAUUCAUUUUGGCCAAAAACAGAGAUUGUGACCCUCUGCGGUGGGUCCCAGGGAAAGAUAGAUAUCAUAACAGAUUUGAAAUGGUCCGGAAGGGGAAGUUGCAUUCUAUCAGUUGUUAAAAUUACAAAAUCUGCUUUUAUUUUGUCUAAUUUUAUAGAUCCUUAAAUAUAUGCAACAAGCAUUAUAGGAGUUUCAUGGAAGCAUGCGUUUUCCUGGAUUUCCAUAUCCUUCAAAAUUGGUCAAAGAGAAACGACAAAUAAGUAAACUGAAGAAGUUAAAGAGAAGAAUUUCUGCCAGCUUCGGACGAUUAUCACUUUCCAAAGAGGACACAAUACAAGAAAGUGAUCAAGAGUCUGAUCCAGGAUUACAAGGAACUAAUGGUUAUUCAGCCUUGGAUAAUUCUUCAUCUCCACCAAACCUAGCUCUGCAGAGGUGUAGCUACAGAGACGACUAUGUGGGACCUAAUGGCAUCAACCCUGCCAACAGACACACGGGCGGUUACCACACCCUAGGGAGGCCUGCGGUUGUUCCACGAAGCACAGCCAAGAAACAUGCUCCAGUAAAACGACAUCAUUCUGCAGGGGACAUGCUCGAUGGAUUAGAGAUUGAUUCUGGAGGAGACGGACAUAAACACGAGAGGCCCAGAUCAGAGGGCCACAAAUACAUGAACCAGUUCUCACCCAAGAGGACCUCUAGUUAUGGGGGUAACUCUCCAUUUGGACGGGCAGAUUCUUACCAAAAGCUUGAACAACUAGGUGAAGGAUCUUAUGCAACAGUAUUCAAAGGAUUUAGUUCAUUAACCAAUCAAGUGAUAGCUUUGAAAGAAAUCCGCCUACAACAGGAGGAGGGUGCCCCCUUCACUGCUAUAAGAGAAGCUUCCCUCCUGAGAGGAUUGAAGCACGCCAACAUAGUGACCUUACAUGAUAUCAUUCAUACCAAGGAAACUUUGACCUUUGUUUUUGAAUAUGUACAUACAGAUCUUAGUCAAUAUGUAGAAAAGCACCCUGGUGGUUUAAAUGCAUUUAAUAUUAAGUUAUUUUUAUUCCAAUUGCUCAGAGGGCUAAACUAUUGUCAUCAACGGAGAAUUUUACAUAGAGAUUUGAAACCUCAGAAUUUGCUAAUUAGUGAAGUAGGCGAACUGAAAUUAGCAGACUUUGGUUUAGCUCGAGCAAAGUCAAUUCCCAGUCACACCUAUUCCCAUGAAGUGGUGACACUGUGGUACCGGCCGCCAGACGUCCUGCUGGGCUCCACUAACUACUCCACGUCUCUAGACAUGUGGGGUGUUGGGUGUAUAUUCUCAGAAAUGAUCUCUGGCAGCGCAACAUUCCCAGGAAUGAAAGAUGCCUAUGAUCAACUGGAUAAAAUUUUCAGGGUGCUGGGAACCCCAUCUGAAAACACUUGGGAGGGAGUGUCUAAAUACCCUCAAUAUGACUUGAAGAAAUUUGUUAUGUACCCAAAGUUACCCUCAUUAACUGAAGCAAUUCCAAAAAUAGCCUUCAUCCCCAAUGCUGAAAGCAUUGCAGUGCAAUUCCUUCAGAUGAUUCCUUCCAGGCGAAUUUCCGCUCACAAGGCCCUGCAUCAUGAGUACUUCGGAGAUCUUCCUCCGAAAUUGUUUGAACUUCCUGAUGCUGCCUCCAUAUUUAACAUUCCUGGCCUGAGGUUGUUACCAGAAAUGGACGAACUGUUAAACCAAUCCCUGACUCCUGCCAAACCUCAGGAGCGGACCCGUAUACGUACGACUCUAAAAGUGUAGUCCUGGACCGCAGAUUGCUGUAGUAGUAUUGUGCCAAGUUCUUCUUCCCACUUCGUAUUCAUCAGAGCUGAUCCAAGUUCUGCACCCAAGUUCACUUUUGUAUUCCUGCAAAGUUACAUAGAAUUCAACAACACAGUUUUUCGUAGUUAGAUUGUUAUAAAAAGGCCCACAGCAUUGCCACAGAGCUUAUAAUUCACCAAUCUGAGAGCAUUUUCAUCCAGAUUCAUCCUAUAAAUCAUGACAACACACCAGUAGUGAAGAUCAAUUUAGAAUUCAUCCUCAUGUAUUGCCAAAAUCACAACACAGGUUGUUUUUAUGGACUCCAUGUCUUUCUCCUGUAGAGAUCUGAAAGUGGUAUGUGUAAAUCAGUGGAAUGAGAGGACUCCAUUGUAGUCUUGCCUUAUUUAUAUGACAUGUCAAAAACCCUGCUUUAUAUUUUGUAAUUUUGUUAUAAGAAUUCCUGUAUGAGAUUUCUGUCUCCUGUGUAUGGAUAGUUCCCUGCUUUAUAUUUUGUAAUUUUGUUAUAAGAGUUCCUGUAUGAGAUUUCUUGUCUCCUUCGGUGUAUGGAUAGUUAUUGUGCUGGUGAUUUGUUAAUCUAUGUAGAGUGCUGUGGAUUCCUGAUGUUACACCAGGGCUUACAAUUCACGGAGUUGACAUUCAGUGUCACUUCGUGUGAAUACUACACUCCGAAGGAUGUUAAUCUUUUUGAAUUAAUGGUAAAUGAAUAACAGUGAGAGUUUUAAGUUUGUGAGAGAGGCAUCUUGUGAAUUAACGAGAAUAUUAGUUGCUUUCGUAUAAAAGGAAUCCACAGCACUGUACUUGAUUUGUCAAAAUGCAUGUCAAUAUUCUAGUCUACUAAAAGUAUUAAUUUUGCUAACAAAGUAGCUGCUCCACAGUAGUUCUGUGUAGAGUUUAGUACACAUGUACUGAGGAAGAGAAUAUAGAUCAAAAUGAGCACAGUAAUUUAUUUCCAAUUUAUGUAAAUUUGGAUGCAGGCAGUGUUACUUAUAAAUACAACAAUGUCAGGAUCCUGAAAGGGCCAUGUGUGGUAUAAAUAGGUACUUAUAUCCUCACAGAAAAGAUUUCUUAUUUUGAGCUCCUUUGACUGGUUGACUGAGAUAAGAUCAACUUGUUUACCAUGGUAACCAUAUUUGUAACAAAUGAAAUGUCCCUCUAAGCAUUGUUCCUUGAUGUAGUGGUCUGAAUUUCAAUAUGGCCACCAUAGCUAUAAUUGGCUGAAAUUGAUUCUCAUCCAGGUAAGCGAUUCAGUCCCCAGAAAACCUCUUGUUCACAAAUUAUUAAGUCUGUGUCAGCAUCGUCAGUGUCUGUAAACAAUUACAUUUUUAUCUUCCUGCAGACUCGGUCAUCAUACUUGGUACAAAUUUUCCCCUAUUUGUCCUCCACAGGUUUUUUUUUUCUUUACGUUUUGAAGUGAUCCAAAUUUCACUGUGACUGCCAUAGCUUUAAGUCAACUGAGACAAAAUCAACAUCUUCUCCAGAACAGCUGCAUUGCCAGUCACCAUAUUUGUACAAAUGUUCUUUCAAGUCUUUUAACUUUUUGGAGUGAUCAAAAUUCUAAUAUGGCCUACAUGACUUUUGAUUGGUUGAAGUCCAAGUGUGGGGAGCAAUUCAAGAAUUGUUAGAUACAUUGUAUAAACUAUAACAGACAGAUAGAUGGCCGAUAUAAACUAUGACUUUGGAAGAGUUGGACUUGGAAUUCUUUAGAUACUAGAAAAUGUUAAAACAUUGCAUUCUUUAUUGUGGUGUAUCCUUGAAGGUCACAUCAGCAGCAGAAGGUAAAUGUUUAUUUCAGCAGCAGCACAAAAUGUUUUCCAAUAGAAAACCAUUCAAAUGAAUCACUAGUGCUGUUAUGUAACUAGAAGCAGCACCAGUUUUUAUUGCAUUUUAAUUUUUUUUAAAAAGAGUAAAAAAAAUUCUUAGUCCAGGGAAUGAAGAUAACAGAAUGGUAUAGAACUAAAUAAGAUUUGGAAGUUUGGCUUUAUUUAGGAGUUGUGUGGGGCUUUACACAGUUCUUUGUAUCUUGUAUGGCAUGUCUCUCUUACAAUGUAUGUUACAUGAAGUAGCAAUUAGAGAUGCUCAAAGGGAGAUAAAUAAUUAUUAUUAGUAUUAAUGGCAUUGUAACAAAUCCAGUCUAGUCAAUAUUUCAAGACAAUUAUAACUAUACCUAGAUAAAAUUGUGCUCACUACACCAACAAGAAACUGAAUGUCACACUUGUACAAAACUUUAAUAUUCAAAGAAUGUUUUUAAAAUGUCUCAAUGAAUUUUUAUUGGAAGAUCUGGGACCAAAUCAAACAGUUGGAAUUUUACUAAUUUAGAUUUAAUUUUUAGUACACAGCUGCUGUGUAUUAAGAAUAUAGAAAAAUUUGUUUUAGUAUUAUUAUUUUUAUAUUUUUUUUCUACAAAUACAGUCUACUCUGGAAUUAUUGAAAUUCAGGGGACCGACCUGAAUUGUUCAUUAUAUCUCAAGUUCAAUAUAACAGAUGAUGAACUAUAUAAUGUUUUACUUCAGUAUAAUUGAUAGUUCGAUAUAAAUGACUUCAGUGUACAUGGAGUAGACUGUAUUUGGAUUUUGUGGCUUCAGCUUUCUGUAGUUGUUAUCUCAUUUUUGUGAUAUAUAAAAAACAAGUUUUGAUAUGUGCUUGUGAAGGGCUUAGUUAUUUAGCUCAUAGUAUUUUUUUUUUUGAAUUGUAUUGAUUUUUUUUUUUUGUAAGUGAACAUGACUGCAAGUUAUGUGGUUGCACCAGUGCAGUUUUGAUUGCUAAGAAAAGUGUGUUUUAAUGCUUGUUAUUGUAUUGCCUGUAGUGAAAGUUGAAUUUUGUGUAUAAAUGUCAAACAUUUUCACUUUUAAUGUGGUAACUUUCAGAAAAUUAUUUAGGACAUACUUUAGUUUGGAAUUUCCUUGUGUAGAAUGCGAUAAUGUAGCAGGGCUUGUGAAAUCAGCAUGUCUAGUCAUACAUUACUUUACAGCUUUUUAUACAAACUUAGUUUUACUGUUUAUAGAGAAAAUUACUAAUGAAAAAAAUGGUCGUGGUGCAGGUGCAUAGUUAUCGACUCAUUCCCUAAAUUUUUGUCAAUUCCUGGUUAAUUUCCACAAAAAUUGGGAUUUCCUAAUAUCAUUUUUCAUACCUUCAGAUAGUAAAAUGUUGAUAGCUAUGCAGCUGUGAAGUCAAUGAAAAGUGAAUAGAUUUAUUAUAAAAUCCUUUACUUGCUUUCAUCUUUGUAAAAAACCAUUCCACACGUUUGUAAACAGUACAUUUAAGUUGACAGUUUGUGUCUUUUUUUCACAGAAUCUCAUGAGAACCCCACAUAAACCUAGUUUGUUUGUCAUUUAGUUGGCUUUUUGUGACAAGGAACAGUUUGCAUAUAGACAAACGGGAUUUUACACAUACAUGUAUUGAAAAACAAUGUUGAUGUAAUAAAGUAUUGUUUCUUGACA